Molecule: messenger RNA, 8186 nt
Organism: Hypanus sabinus (Atlantic stingray)
Lineage: Eukaryota; Metazoa; Chordata; Chondrichthyes; Myliobatiformes; Dasyatidae
Gene: snrka
Product: SNF related kinase a
Exons: 6
Coding region: 698-2962 (754 amino acids)
Biological process (GO): protein phosphorylation; microtubule cytoskeleton organization; intracellular signal transduction
Cellular component (GO): cytoplasm
Molecular function (GO): protein serine/threonine kinase activity; tau-protein kinase activity; ATP binding
Source: RefSeq, a predicted model, not a curated record
UACUGACAGGAAGUAUUUAUUUAGCAAACUAUUGGCGUUAACCUUCGGUGUAGUUGACUCAGCUUACAGGAAAAAAUGGAUUUGUUGAAGAUUGGCACACCCUUUGGAGGGGUUACAGAUCUUAUGAUAUUAAAAUUGUGCAAAGAGGGGGAGGGGAAAUAAUUAAUACUUGCAUCGGUCAGCCGCACCCUCACGUUACAGGUGCAAACCUGCAGCCUGUUACAACACCAAAGCUUGAAGUCCCACCCCUCCACGGUAUGACGUGCCUAAACGGCGCGUCAUAGCCCUGCCCCCGCCGCGAGCUGCUUUUGACGUUGAAGGGGAUGCGCAGUCGAGUGCUGCGCAGGUCGCUCGAGCCCGAGCUUGUGUUUGCAGCUGUCGGUGUGCGCGGCGCUGGCAACCGCGCCGGUGAGGGGAUUACGGGGAUUCGCAUCCGAGGCCGUCCACUUGCCUGCGCCGUCCUGCUGCUCCUCGGAUCCCCGGCGUGGCUAGGUCCGGAGGGAGUUAAACCGAGCGAUCGCAGGCUUUGGCGAAGGUGAGCGGGCGGAGAUCCGUGCUUGGGAAGCCAGGGUUCAUCAUAAUAAACAGCAAGAAAAAAAAUGGGUUCUUUGGACAUUUUGAAAUAAUUGCAAAUUGACACAUUUUACCUGCUACUGGAUAUAAGCUCUUAUGUUCUUCUUCCAGUUUUGAAAACACAAUGGCAGGUUUUAAACGUGGAUAUGAUGGAAAAAUUGCUGGUCUAUAUGAUUUAGAUAAAACAUUGGGCAGGGGUCAUUUUGCUGUUGUGAAAUUAGCACGACAUGUUUUCACUGGAGAAAAAGUAGCAGUGAAAGUCAUCGAUAAAACAAAACUUGACUCUGUUGCUACAGGGCAUUUGUUCCAGGAAGUCCGAUGCAUGAAACUUGUGCAGCAUCCCAAUAUUGUUCGUUUAUAUGAAGUAAUUGACACCCAAACAAAACUUUAUCUUAUUCUGGAAUUGGGAGAUGGAGGUGACAUGUUUGAUUACAUCAUGAAACAUGAAGAUGGUCUCAGUGAAGAUCAAGCAAAAAAAUACUUUGCACAGAUAGUACAUGCAAUAUCUUAUUGCCAUAAACUGCAUGUUGUUCACAGAGAUUUGAAGCCAGAAAAUGUGGUUUUCUUCGAACAUCAAGGAAUUGUAAAACUUACAGAUUUUGGGUUUAGUAACAAGUUUCAGCCUGGAAAGAAGUUAACAACAAGCUGUGGGUCACUUGCAUAUUCAGCACCAGAAAUUCUGCUUGGAGAUGAAUAUGAUGCACCUGCAGUAGAUAUCUGGAGCCUGGGUGUUAUUCUUUUCAUGUUGGUCUGUGGGCAGCCUCCAUUUCAAGAGGCAAAUGACAGUGAGACUCUCACCAUGAUUAUGGACUGCAAGUACACUGUGCCUGCCCAUGUCUCCAAAGAAUGCAAGGAUCUUAUCAAUCGCAUGCUGCAGAGAGAUCCAAAACGAAGAGCCUCACUGGAAGAGAUUGAGAACCACCGUUGGCUUCUAGGAAUUGAUCCUUCACCUGCAACCAAGUGCAAUAUUCCGCUUGUCUCUUACAAGAAUCUCUCAGAUGAAGAACAUAAUGGCAUCAUCCAGCGCAUGGUGCUUGGUGACAUUGCAGACCGAGAAACUAUUAUUGAGUCACUGGAAAGUAAUAAGUACAAUCACAUCACUGCCACUUACUUUUUACUGGCUGAAAGGACCUUGAAGGAGAAGCAGGAGAAAGAAGUUACCCGUUCCUCCAGCCCAAGCCACAUUAAAGCUCAGUUCAGGCAAUCCUGGCCUACAAAAAUAGAGGUAACAAAAGAUAUUGAAGACAUAACAACAUCACCCAUCAUCCAUCCUGUGUCAAUUGCCGGAGUCUGUUCUCCAGCUCGCACUGCGGAGUCCACCAUUAAUGGGCAUCGAAUGAAAUCUGGUGAGCCUGCAAAGAAAGAAGAGUCAGCGACAAUUGGUGCAAUUGGAAAGCCUCCUACAAACAAUAGGACGUGUCUGUUCAGAGUGGAAGAGGAUGAAGAGGAUGAUGAGGAUGACAGAAAUGUAAUUCCUCUUCCCACUCCUGUAGUUUUACGACGCAAACCUUCCAUAACAAACAGGCUUACCACCAGGAAGAGUGCUCCUGUCCUUAAUCAAAUAUUUGAGGAAGGAGAGUCGGAUGAUGACUUUGACAUGGAUGAAAACCUGCCCCCCAAGCUCAGUCGGUUAAAGAUGAACAUUGCUUCUCCAAGCACUGUGAAUAAACGUUACCACAAGCGGAAAAAUCAAGGCCGUGGAUCAAGCUGUAGCAGUUCUGAAACCAGUGAUGAUGAUUCAGAAAGUCGCCGUCUUCUUGACAAAGACAGUGGGUUCACCUACUCCUGGCACCGCCGUGAUAGCAGUGAAGGGCCUCCAGGGAAUGGAGGGGAUGGAAGUGGGCAAGGCAAGUCAAGUGAUGGGAAUGCUGGUUUUGACAAGAGCAGCCCAAGUGAUGGCAACAAAGGUGGAAGUAGUCCUUCCAAUGAUUCCAGUGGGAGCACCAACAACACGGGAACAAGAACUCACAGCUGUACAACACAAGGAAAUUCUUCACAGUCACCUAAAGUUGCAGAAGAUUUGGUGGAGAGCCUGAAGCUAAUGAGCCUCUGUCUUGGAUCCCAAUUGCAGGGUGGCAAUGGUAGUAGAUACAUCAUUGAACCAACAUCUGGAGUUAGAAUACAUGAGAAAUCAGCUUGGAAAAUGUGCAUCACCUCGAGUAAUAUUAUAGAGCGAACCUCUGGCUUGACCAGUGGCGAGUCUUAUUCUGACCAAAUGGCUGACCUGCUGAAUAUGCUUGAAAUGACAAAAGAGAACAACAUGAACUUGAAGAACAGUGUUCUACAGCUACCUCUUUAUGAGAAAACACUUUCUGUGAAUUUUCAGCGGAACCCUAAGGAUGGACUACUGUGUACCUCUAGUCAAACCAGCUGCUGUCAAGUUAUUUAAUAUGUUUUAGCUUGAUUUAACUGUUAUUCUUGCUGGUUACAGUUUGACUUUUUUAGCAAAGUGAAAUUCUUUUAGCCUUGAGCUUUUUAAAUGGACUUUUAAAAUUAUUUAUUGCAAUGUUCGAAUUAGUUUGCUCAAUAUAUUGACAAUGCAUGGUCUUUGUGCAUGCUGCUCGCUACUGCUUUACUUUCCCAACAAGAAAAACAUGACUGGGGCAGAAUUUUUUAAUAUCUUGGGAGUUUAGUAUCAACCUGUUGGUUGUAUGUUGUUAAUGGAGUUAAAUACAGUUUAAGUAAAUAGUGCACUUUGUAGCUCUUUGUGUUGCACAUGAAAGGAUACUGCAAAUCGAUAUGGUUUCAGACCAUAUGAUCAAAGAGUGUUAGGUUUAAUUACUUACUCUAGUGUACCUGACAGAAAAGAACCAAAGCAAUAACUGAAAUAUUGCAGCCCUUGUGAAAACAUUUCACUAUUCCAAGCUUGAUGAAAUGCUCUCUGCACAAUAGUCAUACUGGAGAGUCUUAAUUUGUUGAAAGAUUGCAGAGAACUCACUUCAGGGUGGGUUAGUCUAUAUUGACUUAAACUCAGGAUAAGGCAAACUUGAGCAAGACUUUGAAGGUGCUAUAAUUGGACAGAGUUGGAUUGAACUAAGUUUGCUGAUUAUUAGUGUCCAUGACACUAUGUUGCCCCUCAAGUGAGAAAGCCCUGCACUUAGGCUAGCUUGUCUCUUUAUCUGUGUAUAUGUUUGGAUCUACUUGUCUGUCAGUUCUGUGGGGUAGGACGUGGUGUAGUGAUUGGAAACAACACAAAAUAGCAUUGUCACUUGCAGACCGGUAAGUUGUGAUUUGCUAGAAAGACAAUGUCAGGGUAGCUAUGAUUUAAAUGUGAAGUACUUACUGUUUAUAUCCUGCAUCAUGACACUUAAGAUACCACCAACUCCCUUCCUACUAUUGAAGGGAUCCUCCACUGACACAUGGAGAAUCACAUUAAGUCCUCGGAGGAGAAGAGAUUUUCAAUGCUAAUCUGUAAUUGGAAUUUCAGUCUUUUAUUGAAAAUAGUUUAUGGAUUGCUUUCUGUUAAACUCAGUAGUUUAUGGAUUGAAUAGAGUAAACCAUUCCUAAUCCAUAGAUAAAUGGGCUAUACUCCAGUCAAUAGGGAGUUAUGGAUUUACUCAUAAGAUUAUUUAUCCUCUCUAACAUUGAAAAACUCUACUUCCUUGAAAUAUAGGUCUGGCUUUGGCAAAAGCUUUCCAGUCAGUUAUUUGGUGGUAAAUAUAUGUUUUAAAUUAAAUGCUGCAGGAUAAUUUGGAGUUGGGGUUGGGGUGUAUCAAGUUAGUCUUAAAGUAUAUUGGCAUUCCAGUUUUUAAUGGCCUGAUUUUCAUUGUGGGAAAUAACAAAUAGUGAAGGGAAUUCAUAGCAAUUGUGUAGAUGCAGUUAAGUUUUUGGAUUAAUGUACAUAGUUUUGUUUAUAUUUUAUGUAUAGCCUUGUGAUGGCAACUUUUAGAACUCCUACCUUGUGUAUUUGUACAAGAACUGUAAAUUUGUGUAUACACAGUACUGAGAAUUACAGUGAUGUACAGUUGUCAGAUUGUACUAGAUUAAUGUAGGUGGAAAUGCCCACUGUUUAACUGUCUGUAUUCUAUAUGGAGUUGUCUCAAGUGAAUGACCCGUAAGUAAUGUGUUGUAUGUUGUGCUGCAUCAUUUGGUGCAAUGAAUGGAAAGAGUAACCACUACUUAUGAAUGUUGUUGGACCAAAUAAUGUAACAGUAUGAAAAUGUGGCAUCCCAUGGCCAACCUUUCAAUUGGUAUUUUCAUGUGUGAAUAGUGGCUAAUUUGUAACUUUAAAACUAUUAAAAUAUGUAAAAUUAUUUGAAUUAGAAAAGAGAGCCCAGCUCAAUUUGUGGUUGACUUGCAUGUGCAGAUGACAAAAACCUUCAAAACUAUCAUCUUUGCUUAAUAGCUUAAGGACAGUAUCAUUCUGAAGCAAUAGUGAAACAACAGACUGGUUUCCUUCUGUUGUUACUCUAGUAUUUAUAAAACCAACCAUUUUGUAGUUUGGCACUUUACAGAAAGGGUAUUUUGGAAAUUAACCAAGACCUAGAGAAUGAUCUGCACUGCUGUCCAGUAUUGCCUCCCUAACUCAACUAAACAUUAAUGAAACUAAAUUAGGAACUUAAGUAAAUCUCCACAGUUUAUGUCAUUACAACUGUUGUAUGCAGAGUUGUAUUUCCUCAAGAGGGCUUAAAUAUAUCAGUACACCACCAGUGUUUUAGAGAAUUUGUUUUGACUGCUGCUAUCAAUGAGCAGAUGCAUGGGGAGAAAUUUGUUCAAUUUCUGUUCCAAAUUUGUGACAGCUAUUUUAGCUGUAGCCUCUUCUAUUUCCAUGUGGCAUUCAAAACAGUUCGGCUGAGGGCGGCUUGAUGAAACAGGAUGCUCACAAUAUUUGAUCAAAUUUAUUUUGUUUGUGUACUUCAUCCAGAGAUUCUGCCAAGGCAGACAUGGAGUAUGGUCAAUGUUAUUUGUUUUCACCAUAAAUGAAAAUUCCAGUUCAAUCAAAAAUGUAUAAUUGUUUUCCAAUUUGUUUCAAUCAUCCAUCUGCCCUGUGUUUGUGAGUUUCUACCAAAGUUGCCCAUUUUAAAAAUUUCAUCCUUUUUAAAUAAAAAAUUCUCCCUGAUCUCUUCUUUGGUAUCCAGCUCUAAAGAUAAAGGUUUCAUGUUUAGCUUUAUUUGUCACAAAUACAUGGAAACAUACAGCAUGCAUCAAAUCAAAUCAGAGGGGAUUGUGCUAGGCAACCUGCAAGUGUCACCAUACUUAAAGUGCCAACGUAGCAGAUCACAACUCACUAAUCCUAACUCUACGUCUUUGGAAUGUGUGAGGAAACCCACGCGGUCAUGGGGAAAAUGUACAAAUUCCUUACAGCUUGGGCUUUAAGUUUUAUGCUAACCGCUAUGUUAACGUACAACCUGACUCCAACUCUACCCACUUUUCCUAGUUCUAACCUCCAGACCAAUGCCUCUCCCAAGAACCUAUUCUUCCAACUUAGGCCUCAUUAAGCACUAGAUCUCCAUUCUAGAAAUGCCUUCAACUGUUCUGGAGUUCCCUCCAUAAAAUCUCCACCAGUCUCAUUUCAAGCUCCAACCUUGGCAUUGACCAAGCUGUAGUUAAUUUGCAUUUCUCGGGUGGCCUUUAUCUCUCAUUUAGGUUCUUGGCGAAUAACUUGGAUAUUGUAGAGUUGUAGAAAACUACAGCACAGAAACCGGCCCUUCAGCCCAUCCAACCAUGCUGAAUUAUUUAAACUGCCUAGUCCCAUCGACUAAGCUCCCAGGACCUUAGCGCUCCAUACUCUUUCCAUCCAUGUACCUAUCCAAACUUCUCUUAAGCUUUGAAAUAAAAAUCACAUCCACCACUUGCACUGGCAGCUCUUUCCACACUCUCACCAUCCUCUUGGUGAAGAAGUUUCCCCUCAUGUUCCCCUUAAACAUUUCACAUUUCAUCCUUAACCCAUGACCUCCAGUUGUAGUCCCAUCCAACCUCAAUGGAAAAAGCCUGCUUGCAUUUACCCUAUCUAUACCUCUCAUAAUUUUGUAUACCUUUAUCAAAUCUCCCCUCAAUCUUCUACAUUCUAGGGAAUGAAGUUCUAACCUAUUCAAUUUUUCCUUAUAACUUAGUUCUUCCAGUCCCAGCAACAUCCUUGUAAGCUAUCUCUAGUACUCUUCAAAUCUUAUUUACAUUUUUCCUGUAGGUAGGUGACCAAAACUGCAUACAAUAGUCUGAAUUAGGCCUCACCAACAUCUUAUACAACUUCAACAUAAUAUUCCAAAUCCUGUAGUCAAUAAAUUGAUUCACGAAGGCCGAUGUGCCAGAAAUUUUCUUAAUGACCCUAUCUACCUUAGACACCAUUUUCAAUGAAUUAGGGACCUGUAAUCCUUAAUCCCUUUGUUCUACCACACUCCUUAGUGUCCUACUACUCACCGUGUAAGACCUACCCUGAUUGUUCCUCCCAAAGUGCAACACCUCACACUUGUCUUCAUCAAAUUUUACCUGCCAUUUUUCAGUCCAUUAUUUCAGCUGGUCCAGAUCCCAUUGCAAGCUUUGAUAGUCUUCCCCACUGUCCACUACACCCCCAUUCUUGGUGUCAUCUGCAAAUUUGGUCAUCCAGUUAACCACAUCCAGAUCAUUGAUCUUCAUGACAAACAACAACAGACCCAGCAGCGAUCGCUGUGGCACUCUGCUAGUCACAGGCCUCCAGUCAGAGAGGUAAUUAUCUACUACCACUCUGGCUUCUCCUGAAAGCCAAUUUCUAAUCCAAUUUACUACCUCAUCUUGAAUGCCAAGUGACUGAACCUUCUUGACCAAUCCCCCAUCCAGGACCUUGGCAAGUGCCUUGCUAAAGUCCAUGUAGACAGCAUCCACUGCUUUGUCUUCAUCAACUUCCUGGUAACAUCUUUGAAAAACUCUAUAAUUGUUUAGAUACGACCUACCGUGCACAAAGCCAUGCUAACUAUGCCUAAUCAAUCCCCGACUAUCCAAAAUGGUCAUAUAUCUGGUCUCUUGGAAUACAAUCCAAUCAAUUUCCCACUACUGAUGUCAGGCUCACCAGCCUAUAAUUUCCUGGUUUAUUGUUAGAGCCUUUCUUAAGCUGCAGAACAAUAAUCCUCCAAACCUCUGUCAUCUCACUUGUUGCUAAGGAUGAUUUAAAUAUUCAAGCUUUGUAUUCUCCAAAUUUCACUUUUUAAGGCCUCCCACUUACCAAGUACACCUUUGCUAGAAAACUGCCUGUCCCAAUACAAACUUUGCAGAUCCUUUCUGAUACCAUCAAAAUGGGCCUUACUCCAAUUUAGCAUCUCAAAUCCAGGAUCAGACCUAUCCCUUUCCAUAAUUACCUUAAAAUUAGGGGUCAUAAUUAUGAUCCCUAGAUGCAAAGUGUUCUAACUUCUUUCACCUAACCUGUCUCAUUUCCUAAUGGGAGAUCAAGUAUUGUACACUCUCUCAUUGGGACUUCUACAUACUGAUUAAUGAAUCUUUCCUGAACACAUUCGACAAACUCUAUCUCAUCUAGUCCUUUUAUAGUAUGGGAGUCCCAGUUAAUAUGCGCCAAGAUAAAAUCACCUACUAUCACCUUAUGUUUCUUGCAACAGUCUGCAAUCUCUACACAUUUAAUCCUCUAAAUCCUGCAGAUUAUUGGGUGGUCUGUAACAUAGCCCCAUUAACAUGGUCAUACCUUUCUU